Molecule: messenger RNA, 14217 nt
Organism: Coturnix japonica (Japanese quail)
Lineage: Eukaryota; Metazoa; Chordata; Aves; Galliformes; Phasianidae
Gene: CDK6
Product: cyclin dependent kinase 6
Biological process (GO): protein phosphorylation; G1/S transition of mitotic cell cycle; regulation of G2/M transition of mitotic cell cycle
Cellular component (GO): cyclin-dependent protein kinase holoenzyme complex; cytoplasm; nucleus
Molecular function (GO): cyclin binding; ATP binding; cyclin-dependent protein serine/threonine kinase activity
Source: RefSeq, a predicted model, not a curated record
GCCGGGCGGCGGAGCAGCUACCUGUGUGGCCCGGGCGGCCGGGACCUGCCGGAGACAUCGCCAUGUGAAGGGGCAGACCCCGGCCGGCUCUCCACCCCGCCUCGCUCAAUGGGAGAUCUAUCUGCCUUCGCACAGACCAUGCUCCCAAAGACUGUAUGAUCGUUUCUGGUGACCGCCAGCGGAGGCUCAGUGGGGCCGGUGCAGCGGAGCAGGAGGCCGAGGGGUUCCUGCUGCCCCUCAGGCAGAGGUGGCGGCGUGUGGCUGAGCCGCAGUGAGGUGCCGGCUUCAGAAGCGAGCAGAGAGCAGAGCUGUCCUGAGCUGCUCUGGAUCCCAGGAGGAAGCGGAGUGGCGGCAGCAUGGACAAGGACGGCACCAACCUGGCCGACCAGCAGUAUGAGUGCGUGGCUGAGAUCGGCGAGGGGGCCUACGGGAAGGUGUUCAAGGCCCGUGACCUGAAGAAUGGCGGCCGCUUCGUGGCGCUGAAGCGGGUGCGGGUGCAGACCAGCGAGGAGGGCAUGCCGCUGUCCACCAUCCGGGAGGUGGCCGUCCUCAGGCACCUGGAGACCUUCGAGCACCCCAACGUGGUCAGAUUGUUUGAUGUGUGCACCGUGUCACGAACAGACAGAGAAACCAAGUUAACAUUGGUGUUUGAACAUGUGGAUCAAGACUUGACUACUUACUUGGAUAAAGUUCCAGAGCCUGGAGUGCCUACUGAAACUAUAAAGGAUAUGAUGCUUCAGCUGUUUCGGGGACUGGAUUUUCUGCAUUCACAUCGUGUGGUGCAUCGGGACCUGAAACCCCAAAAUAUCCUUGUAACCAGCAGUGGGCAGAUAAAGUUAGCUGACUUUGGCCUUGCACGAAUCUACAGUUUUCAGAUGGCUCUUACGUCAGUGGUUGUUACUUUGUGGUAUAGAGCUCCUGAAGUUUUGCUUCAGUCCAGCUAUGCAACGCCAGUUGAUCUUUGGAGUGUUGGUUGCAUAUUUGCAGAAAUGUUCCGUCGAAAACCACUCUUCCGUGGAAAUUCAGAUGUUGAUCAGCUAGGAAAAAUCUUUGAUGUAAUUGGACUCCCAGAAGAAGACGACUGGCCUAACGAUGUCGCCCUUCCAAGAAAUGCUUUUGCUUCCAGACCCGCACAACCCGUUGAAAAAUUCGUACCAGAUAUUGAUGAAAUGGGCAAAGAUUUGCUUCUUAAAUGCUUAGCGUUCAAUCCAGCCAAGAGAAUAUCUGCCUAUGCUGCCCUGUCUCACCCAUAUUUCCAUGGUCUGGAGAAAUGCAAGGAGAAUCUGGACUCUCACAUGUCAUCCAGCCAAAACUCCAGUGAGGUGAAUGCAUCAUAAUGCUGACUGAAGACGAACCUAUAAAUGAACAAGAUGCGUAGCUGACAAGGCCACUGUCCCAUACAAACCACAUGGCUGUUCUAGUGAAGAUCAUUGUUUGGAGGUUUUACACACCUGUCUUUCAUUUUGGGAUUGCGAUGCGCUUAUCCAAGGAAAUCAACGUAGUUUACUUUCAUCAGAGCAAUGCAAGGGCCGGGGCUUUGGCCUGCUCCCAUUGCAGCUUUAUGUUUGUUUUGUUUUUGUUUUGUUUGUCUGCCUGGGAAAACUCCAGACGAAGAGAAGCUGCUGACCAGUUUUGCUGCCGUUUUAUCCUUCUAAAGUUGAAUGCUGCCAGUGUGGAGUAGGAUGAUGAAGUCACUGCCAAAACAGGAUACAAUCUCUCUCUAGCUGCUGAAGCACGAUUUGGUACUUUUACUAUGAUGGUGUGAUCUUUUAGAGUGAUAUUUAAAGAAUGGCAUUGAAAUAUCAGAUCUCUGCAACCUGCAGUUACCUGAUACAUACAAUUAAUACAUCCAGCUACUGUGCACUCAUAGAUUACAUGCAGGGCCUUCCGCACCUGAAAACUCGGAUGGAUUAUUUUGUGACUUCAUCGCUCUAUACAAACAAGUUAUGAUAGUGAUCAUAAUAAAUGUCUCAGCUUUUAGGGUUUUUGUUAAAUACACAAACAAGUUAUUAUCUAGUUAAGAUUGUGUGCAUGUUUCAAAAGCGAGUGUUUAAAAAAGCUUAUGAGGUCCUGUUCUUCAAGAUCUGUUCAGUUUCCAAAUGGUCAGUUUACGUUGGAAUCCAUGUACGUUCUAACCCGUCAUCUAACCCAUCAUUCCUUCCUGGAAACAGCUGCAAACACACUUUCUCUCUCUCAUUCCGAACCUUCUGAUACGCAGCUCAAAGAUACAAGCAGAGCCAAUGAGGAUGAAUACAGGUUUUCAUCUUUAACCUGUUCUCAUCAUUAUCUGAAAAGGAACAUAAAGCAAAUAUUUCCAGUUUGGAAUGAGAGAAUCCCAUACCUGUUAAGUACAGUUAUUUACCUGUGCGGAAUUGUAUGCUGUAUACUGUGCUGCCUUACCUACAACAGCCCCCGUGCAUCUCAAGUGCAUGAAUAUUACUGUCACAAAAUGCCUCAGAUGUUGCUUAUUAAGAAGACUUGUUUUCUAUGCAGAAAUGCAUGAGCUUCUCUCCUAAGCCACCAUGUGGUACACUGGCACAUGCUUCUCCACUAGGCUCAAUGUGCCAUUACUGAAUGUCAAAAUAACGAAGCAAUUCACAUGCCUUUAUAGAACAGUAAUUUUAAAUAUUACAUUAAAUUUUUAUAUUUAGUAUUUUUACCUUAACUAAAAACUAUUUUCAGUAUUUUAAAAAGAAGCGUUUAUUUUUUUUUUAAUACUCUACUGGGAAGAAAAAAGAAAAAAAAAAGAAAAAAAAAGAAAUAUUUCCAAUCCUCGAAAGCCAUCCCCUUGUAUGACUUCAGUGCAUUUACCUGGAUAUGACUUGGGGGAAAAAUUGGUCCAACGAGUUAACCCUGACCAUAAUAGUAUAAAUAUACCCUACUGCAGUGUAACUGAUGAGAAGUGAGGCAGCCAGCUUUGCUUACUCCUACGACAGUCCCUUAGGCUACCCUCUUCCUCGUCUCUGUUUCUUCUGGUCUGGCUACAGAGCCAGCGUUCCACCCUUGCUCACAGCGCUUGGCAGAAGCAGGUCCUUAGCACUGAAUUGAGCAAUGUAAUUGUGCCAGACACGGCUCAGGAACCUGUAGCUGUCUCCUGGUGGGUUUCUCAGUGCUUGUUGUGGUGCACUUCACUGUUAACUCUGUUUCAGGUAUCUGUACUGUCUGGGACGUGGCCCCUUGCUAAGAUGGUGAGUGGAUCUUUCUGGUCUCCUGGAUAAAGCUUUCUUUACUGUUCGACACUUAAUCGUGCAACGUGUAGUUAACAUUAUGCCUUCUUUAAAUAGGCCAGAUUUUAAAAGGACCACUUAUGUACAUGCAUGCAGUGGCCUGUGCCUUUCUUCAUGCCCGGAAUGGUACCUGUUCAAAGCCUACCAGCAUGAACAGGCAAGUUGCAUAUUAGGCCUGGCAAGAGCACAUACGAGGCAUCUGCACAUGGGGAUAAUACAGAUGCACAGCACAAGAAUUCUGGAAGCUCCACCAGUGGCGAGCAGAAGGCCAAGGAGCAGCCACAGCAGCUCGCUCCUCUGAGCUCAGCUUUGCCUCUGCUGGUCUCUGCUCCUACAUCCAAGGAGAGCGGCAAGCUCAUGGUACUGGUGCUGAACCAACCCUGUUCCUCCGCCAUUCAGCAAACCUGAGUGGGAACAGGGCUUUGGUAUUCAUAGAGAAGAAUAGACCAACGUGGUAUUUUUGAUGACAUAUUUUAAACACUAACUAGAAUGACAAAUAGAGACAAAAGACAGGAGAAUCUUGCAACAGCAAUAAAAGUUCUGUACACAGUUAAGCACUUUUUAAAACAUUCCACAUGUUACCUGCCACCAAGCUUCUGUACGUACAAUAUCAGGGCAUUCAGCUGGCACUGCCUUGCCAUCAGCUGUCAGGGAACUUUCCCAGAGCUCUCCAAGAGCUGAUGUUGGGUGAACGUGGGUGUGGAUGUGGGUUUGGGGUGUUGCUGUGCACUUAGACUCCAGACUCUCAGAUAGUGAUGUGCAUCUGCUGCCUGGUAGGAGAGCUGGGUGUACUGGGCUUAGCAGCGCAAAGGCUGGAAGAGAAUAUGGUUGCGGACUGUAGGCAAGUUGUUAGGGCAAAAUAAAAAGAGAGGGAAGUUAACGCUUAAUGCCAAAGCUUAGUGUGGGCCCAAGAAUGAGAGAAAUAAAAGUGGGAAUGUACUACCAGCUUGUAGUAUCAGAAGUGGAACUCGAGCAAGCAGCAGAGAAAAGCACGGGUGGCAUGUGGAAUUGGAAGCAGAGCUCCUGCAACAUGGUGCUGUACAUGGUCUAAUAUAGGAUCAGGUUAAAUGUGGGAGUUUUCAGGAGAAAUAGCUUGAAAAAGGUUGUGUUGAUGGUCAUGUUCUGGAACAAACAUCCAGUGGGAGUGACAGGAACCAAAAUAAGAGAUCUCUGUUGACAGGGCUGGGAAAAAAGAUCCUUUUUCCCACGUGAUAGCAAUGGACUGGACUCAAAGGCCCAAGGACUUCCCAGAUGACCUCCUUUUCAAAAUCCCUUCAGGAAGAAAUUCCAGCAGUCCUUCUCUGAUGUGCCUUAGGCUUCCUCUUAUUCCCACCUACCCUGCCAAGCCACGAGGCUUCACAUACCCUGGUAAACCAAGGAGGGCUGUUCUCUAGAUAGGCAAAAAGCUGGCACUGGCUGACAGCGUGUGAGAACCACGCUGCUAGUGAGACAGCACAAAGACAACUGGGAGACUGCUUACAUCAUGCUCUUGUUCCUUAUAUCUUCAUGGUGUGGCUGCAGUCCUCGAGUACCUUUACUUCUUAAUGCUGUAUGUGUAGGAUUAGAAUUAUACGUGUGAAAAAGUGCUCCUUGAUGCAGUUAGUCCAAACCAUGGUGACAACUCUUCGUAAACCCUUUAAAAAUCCUUCAGAACACGGUUCUUAAAAAUAACUCUGUCUGCAUGUGUUCUGCAGGACUGGUUCUACAGCAGCUGCAGCCCACUGCCUAGCAAAAAAUAUAUAUGAAAAGCAAGGGUGGAUGAUUAGCUCCUAGACCACCCGCAGCCAGACACCGCACUCUUCUCACCAGUCAAUGGGAUGUUCUGGGAAACAGAAGGAGCAGUUUCCAUCUCCCACCAAUGGGUUUGCUGUCCUUGCUACAUGAUUCUGCAGGGAUAAAAAACAGACAUGGCAGACAGGGAAAAAUCCCACUGAAGUCAGCUGGUGCCGUGCCACAGCAAUAAGACUGGGGCAGCCCCUGUCUCCUCACCCAGUCCCCAAACUCAGUCUAGCUCUGCAGUUCCUCUCUUCCAGCAUCCUUAUGGAAAACACGUCAAUGACACUCACAGGUGCUAUUUCCAGCAAGAUUCUUCCAAUGCUGCACAACGGCACAGUCCCCUCAGCCCCUUUUAUCAAGUGCUGCUUCUUUUAGUCCAGCAGCCCAGAAGAGAUGAUUUUAAAAGGCUCUCUGUGUGCAUGGCGUCACUUAACCUUAGUUUUGUGUACACCUUUGUUGCCUCCUGUGUGCCGGGUGAAAUUGUAAGAGCAGGGUUUGUGCGUAUCUCCGUAUUUCUGUGUAGGCUGUGCCCACACACCGGUUUUCUUUCUCCAGCACACUGGCUUACUAUGUGAAAUGCGAGGGGUGCCUUUCUGUCUUGAGUCCUAAAAUACAUUAAACAAUGAAGAUGUCAUGCUUGCAAAAUCUUGACACUUGGUGCUACAUGUGUGUAUAGAGCCUCUCACGUGAAAGGAAGCAGCAGAUUGUAGGCAGUAAUUGAGAAUCUUCUGCAUGGGAGAUGCUGUCCAGCAUCUUCACUGUGAUGUAGUUUUCAUACUUGAAGGCUGUUUUGGUGAAUAAGAAGUAAGUUCUGUGCCAUGCUACUUCUCGCAGGUUUCCUCACUGUCUUUUAGAAGCAUGUUUUAUUAUACAAAGGGAUCCUUCUCUCUGGUGUUUGGACAAUUUUGAUAUGGAAAAUAAUGACAAAACAUGCUGGCUUGGUCUUGUAGCCAACAAACUCGGAGCACUUAUCUGACUCACAACUGAAAGCACAUCAGUUGUUAAAUAUGUAUAUGAAUCAUAAGCCACAGUUUGGUUUAAAAGUCUACGUAAAUUAAGUAUUUGCCGUGUAUAAGACACAGAAGAAUAAUGAUGUUUAUUCUCAGAACUCUGUUUUAUAGAACCACUUUGUUAGUAUUUUUCUUAGGCAAUAGUUUCUGGAACAGAUUAAUUUUUAUGUACAAUGUGAAUGAGAAGAUAGACUAUUAGAGUGAUCUCUUGUUUUAUGCUUAAAGCUUGAAUUGAUCAGAAGCUUAGGAACCCAACUUAUUUAUUGUAUUGCCUCAAAACUGCUUCAAAGUAUCAAGAGCUUUCUUGAUUGACUGGGAUUUUACACCUCUCUUACUGUGUGAUUUCAUUGACAUUAGUAUAUUAGGGGAAAAAAAAAUGUUUUUCCAAAUUGCCAUUGUGGGAGAAAAAUGAAGAAAUUUAUUUUAAAAUUGACAUAGAAUAGUCUGUAAUAUACUAAAACCUUCAGUAACUAACUGUUAAUAAGCUAUCACUUCUCUUUCUACUAGGUUGCUAAACAUUGGAGCAUACAGAUUACUUUUCAUGAAGAAAAGAAUCAGAAACAGUCUCUAAAAGAUGGGAUUUUAUGUGCCCAAUCAUACCCACCAGGUUACACUAUCAUAUUACUUUUGGUGUGUGCCAAUACAGACCAGGUAUGUAAAAAGCUGACUGCAGUUUGACCAGUCGAACAGGCUGUGCAGCUCAGAUAGGAGCUCUGUUUGUCAGCUAUGGCUUUUUUCAUCCCUUUCUUUUGCAAGGUGUCAGAUAAUAUAAUAAUAAUAGAUAUGGCUAUAAUAGAUAAUAAUAGAUAAUUCCAGUUUCUGGACCAGACUCUGUAGCCAUCAAAUCCCAGUAACUUUUGAAAAGCAAUAAGCAGCUUUUUCAUUGAUUUAAAUGAUCUAGGCCAUUAAAAGGAGAAAGAUGUGGACCUACGAACUGACAAGCAUACUUUUGGCAAUUGUUAUUUCUUCUGUCUACAAUUUAGCAUGUAUUGCUCACUGAUACGCAAUAAAUACACAAAAUAAGAACCAUAAAACACGCUUAGGAAUAGCGUGCAUAAAAACAGCUCGUUCAGUUCUUGUAGAAAACAGCUACAAAUCUUCCUUUUAGCUCAGUGACUGCAGUUUGAAACUGAUGGACUUUUGCAUUUUAAAAAAUCCCUUAAAAUUAUGUAUUUCAUUGUGCUUUUAAUACAAAGAGUGAGAGAACAGAUCUGAGUCAAAUAGGAACUUGUUCUUGAAUAAGAUUCUGCAAGGCCAGGUAAGCACCAUCGGUUCUUUUUGUUUUCAGUGGAAGCCUUUCAGCUUCAGUAGUCAGCACCACACUUGGGUGAGCCUUUGCCUUCCAGGCAGAAAAUGCUGCUUGGAGUUAAAGUUAGUGGAGAAGUUGCCUUUACUUAAACAAAGUCCUUUGAAAGCUUCUGCAGUGUUCAAAUUGGGUAAAUUUCCAGCCUUCCAGCUGGAAGUGAACCAGAGCUCCCAAACCAUAUGGCAGUUCUUCCUUCAGAUGAAAUGUUUUAUCUCGGUUAAAAUUUACUGUCGGCUUCAUCCUACCUAAUGUCAAUGAGACAUCUGCAUGUCUAGAGAAAGGAAGGAGUUCUGAUAUGGACAUUUUGCUACUGGGUAGAGAAAAUAAUUUCUGGAAAAGAGCAGACUAAGGAUACUGCCUUUGGAAAGAAAGGAUGAAAAACAAAACUGACAUUAGUAAUGAUGAAGAAGGAGAUUUGAAGGAACAGCUGGCAUUCAUGAAGUGAGAAAUCUAAAUACAAACAGUGUAUUAAACAAACAUUGCAACUGAUACUCUUUGACUGCAAAGUUGAUGGGGUUUUAUGGACGAAUCUAGGGUAUGAACUUACUCUAAUCAGCAUUGUACUGUUCAUUUGCACUGAAGCAACCUGUACUGUUUGACUGAAAGAAGGGUAGACUUUGGUGAUGUCUGCUUGCAUCAGCUGUAAUGCUCUGAAGCUCACUGCCCUUUUGGGAGCACGCUAAAUUGGCAACCAUGCUACUGAGCAUUCAGCACCUUGAAUCCAUCCACGUGCCAGGCAGAUUUUCCCACAUUUACACCAAUACUUGCUCCCCAGUGGAAAACAAAUGUCCACAAAUCAUCAGCUUCCUUUGUGCUGUUACUUCUGAAGGGUUUCUAAUUAACAUACUGUAAAAGGCAAUUUUUCCUCUCCAUGUCUAAUACAUAUGACAGGUUGGUCAAAUCCUCAGCUUUAGAUUAAUUAUAUAUAAUUUUAUUAAUCUUCUCAACACUUCUUCCUGCUGCUGUUCUUUACGCUCAGAAUGAAACCAUGUUCUGCUGUAUGUUCCUGCCACGUAUUAAAGGUAGGAGGCAGGCAUCACUUUCUUGUGAAUUUUUUUCCUUUUAUAAACUUUUGUGAGGCUUUCAGAGUGUUCUUGAGUGUUAGCAUCUAUCUUGAGCACCUGGAUGAGAGGGGAGAAUUGUGAAGUGCUGCAGAGAUAGAAAAAAAACCCAACAGGCAGAGACUAGGAGGGUUCAGGACAAUUGUAAGCAAAGAUAUGUGGAAAAGUUAGAUCUAAAUGUAGAGGGAAAACUGUUGUAUUCACCUGUUAUUUCCUUCCACAAGCAUAAGAUGAAAAAAGAAAUGCCCUCACUGAGGAUUUGAGUUCCAGAUACUGAAUGUGCCAACUCAAGUCACAGAUUCUGGUGCUGUUUAUCAAGACCACAAUAUUCUAAAAAUCAGGUUGUGUAGAAGUUAAGACACUUUUCUGUGUAGAUAUAAGGGGGAGGGAGCUGAUGAGGGUCUGAGAGCAGAUUAAGCUGAUCAUGCAAACACAGCCUGUAGCUGAGCUGCAGAAACAGAGGAUGCAUUGCUGUAAAGCAGGUGGGUCACUGUCUGUGCCCAACAGUGUGUGGUAUUACGGAUUACAAGACGACUCCUGCAGCAAAUUGAGAAUUCUUUGCCAAGCCAAAAUGGCAUGUUUUUGCGUACUUGGAUUUUAAUGAGAUUAUGCACAUGGAGUUUCAGCUGCAUCAGUCCAGAUGGCUCACCAUCUUUCAGGAGCAAGUCUGAGAACUUAGCAAGUCUGUGAGACACCCAGUGUAAGUAAUACUGCAGGACCAUCUGCCAGGAAGAGGGAAAGCUCUUCAUAGGUUGUACAGCAGGGAGGGAGCUAUGCCACCUCCAGAAAUAAGUCUGAGGUCUGUGUAGUGCUUUGUUACAUUUAGUCCACCUGUAUGGGUGAUGGGGCAAGUGACGGUACAGAGCGGCUUGUUUUGGUCCCUCCAGUAAACAAGAGCAACUAGCCCAGGCGCAGACAAAUUCACAGUUCUAGGGUAGGAAACCUUUAAUUUUACGUUGCUUUCUCAGGUAUUGGUUAAAUCCAUGCAGCGAUGGAUCCCUUAGCAGCUAAAUGCUCUAAUUCCCUUAUCCCAGGUCAAACUGCUGUGACACUAAAAGAAGCACUGUGGAGCCUGGUCCUUAGAGGUCUACCAGCAUCAUGCCUCCUCUUGCUGCAGCUACCUUGAUUGCCCAUCACUUAUAUCUGACCUUGCUGAUACUUCCCUAGUCACUUACAAAGCUGUGAGCUUGUGAUUCUGCAGUUCCCCCAUUCGCAGGCACCAUCCUGUAUGUGUACUAUAGGUUUUCCUUGCUUCUCAUUAGGAAUUGGGAAUUACUGCAGUAGAAUAUGGCAAAUCAUUUAUUUUUAUACUUGGAUAAGGGUAGUUUAGAUUGAAUGCAAUGUGUUUGAUCAGCCAAAACGAUUUUUGAUUCAGAAGAUAAUUUUUGAAUGUAAGGAAUAUAAGAUUCCUAGACAAGUGUCUGUCACGAACAUUUGCAAGAGCAACCAAUGAUUCUUUAGUUGAACAGAAGUUUCUAAAGGAUAUAAACGAGACUAGCAACAGCCUCCUCCUACUGCUUAACCCCCUUCCAGGGAUCACUGCUCCAGGGAGAGGUUUUCUCCCAGCAAGAGUCAGAGCAAGUAGGAACCUGUUCUUCCCUGCUUGGAGGUCUCCAGAUCUCAGGGUGACAUGUGUGCAUGUAGGGAACCAAGCUUCAAGCUCAUUCCUCUGCCUGUGCUGUGGCAGGUGUGAGUACUGAGCCCUGCCACAAGUAGGAGGCACAGACACACCAUAACCCCCUGUAUUUUCCCCUGAGGAAAAGUCUGUACAGGAUCUGGAGAAGACAGUGUGCUUAGUGCUUUUAUGACAGUGCAUUUUAUAUUUGACAUUGUAUAGGAAGAUCUCCCCUUGGAGAUCUCUCUCACCAUCCCAAAGGAUGACUGAAUUGUGGGCAUACCGUGGGAAAGGACUAAGUGUGUGUGACAGUGCACCUCAGUCAUCCUUUAUUGGCAAUAGAAAAUGAAGGUUCAAACUAAAGCCUGGCUCUGCAGAAUGCUGAUUAAAGAAAAAGUGCUUUGCAGUGUUUAUCCAGAAAGACACAAAAUCCGUCAGGAUUUCUUGCAGGGACCUCAUCUUCAAGGGUUGAUGUAACUGUAGGUUGUAACUACAACAAAAAGUACAUCAGGAUUUGGAUGCUGGCAGGAAGUUUGUGGAUGUGUUGCUGUACAAGGAGGUUUAUAUGAGCUCAGUGGUAAUGUGCCCAUCUGAAGGCACUGAUUGCCAGGCACAUAUUGGACUGAAGACAGAGGAGCUGCAGUGUUAUGAGAUUAGAGGCCAAGGGAGGGAAGUGGAAAUGUGAGCAGUGGGGACUGCAGAGGUUGGUCCUUUUUCAUCCUACACAUGUAGCAACCCAGUGCUUUUCCAGCUUUCUUUAUCAUGUUUCUCCUUCAUUCUCCUUCCUAUUGUGCAUGAUGAGUUGAACAGAAAAGUAUCCCUACAGAUUACUAGCUCAAAACCAGAGCAGGCCACCACUGUGUAAAAAUGUGGAUUGUGCCACGGUACCCGUAUUAAAUCACAGAAUCAUAGAAUCACCAAGGUUGGAAAAGACCUACAAGAUCAUCCAAUCCAACCAAUAUUUCCUACUAACAAUGUCCCUCAGGACAACAUCCAAAUGCAUCAGUUGUCUCAGUCUCAAGGCAUUUUAGCCACAUUUCCUUCACAGGCAAAGCAGCCAUUCCUGUUAAAGCAAGUAACACAUGUUCAAGUACUUCAGAAAGAGAAGAUAUAGAGUCGCCUAUUAUUUUCUUGCUAUAAUUUGUUUUCUACACAAAGCUGUAUGAUUUAGGCACUGAAAGCACGCCGACGAGCACCCACUUUAUUCUUUCCAGUCUUUAAUUCCUUUGUGAAUUCUUUUCAAGCAUUCAGAUUAAUGUAUUUAUGGUCCAUUUCAUUCCAUUUCAGCUAAGUGGUCUAUUUCUGCCAUUGAAUCUUGUAUAAGUUUUAUUUGUAAAGUGAUAUUUAGCUGCAUUACUUUGAACAGCUUUAAAAGUAUAAUGCCUUCGAAUGCUGUAGCUAAAGUAUACCCUUGAAAUGAUGUCUUAGAAGUUGAACUGUAUACUUUGGAGCUGUUGUUUCUAUUGUAACUCCCGAAAGCAUCACGGAGUGCUUUCGUCGCUAUGUCUGUCUCCUCCUUUCUGUGUAACAGCGUGUGUUUAUUUCCUCACUAGCUUGAUAUUCUUCAGUCUGAAGGCCCCAGUAGGCAAACACAGGAAUCCUGUGCCUCAGCUGAUGGGGGGUCCCAGAGCUGAGGAGGGGUUCUCGUAUGGGCAAAGUUGCUCACAGAAGUGUUUGCAGAGCAAGGCUUUCGUUUAGUAAUGGAUGGUAGUUGUGAGGACACAUGGUUAAUAACAGCACCAAGACACCCAGAAAUGGGGUCAGCGCUUAUUGACGAUAUGGACACCUAUAUCUGCAAGUUAUUUGACAUUAACCUAAAUUAUUCUUAUUGUAAUUCAGUAUAUUAUUUCUUAGGAAAACACACUAGUCCUGUGAAAGGGUAGUUGCCAAAAAUGUGUCGAGUCUUGCUGCUUAAUCGUUUAUUUGCAUUUAGUGUACAUUUGUGUUGUUGAAGUGAAGCUACUUCUAUAGAGAAGCAGAGAGUUAGAUCAGUCAAAAGACAAGUUUUAAAUAAGCUUCAUACUGUACCUAGAGUAGUACGUGUGUUCAGAUGUAGUAUUUUUAUGCUUUAGGGUAUUUUUGUUUGUUUUAAUAUGUAAAAGAAUAAGCAGAUUACUUUGAAAUGCUACGGUAGAGCUGAUUUUAUCCAUAGUGGGGGAUGGUUGUCUGAAAAGUUACAAUUAGAAAGUGUUCCAUAGGCCGCCUUUGGCUUUAUCUUGUCUGUAGUCGUUCCAGCAGGUAUCUGUAGAUUCCCGAUGCUGAAACCAGGGGCCACGUUUGUGUGGUGCCUCGUAACCGAAGUACAUUUGUUGCAGCAAUCAAACUGCCCAUCAGGAUUAAAGAAAAGAUUGCCGACUCUACAAAAGCAUAAAGGCAGCAAAUGUCGAUAUCUUGUGUGUGUGUGCGUGGCAUGAAAUAGGAUCGGGGUAUCAAAGUAAUUAAAAUCAUUUAGCGUGAUCUACUCUUGUUGUAACUCCGCUGACUACAAUUAAUUUAAACCAAGAAUUUCACCAUGCGAAUCUGCAAAUUCCAGUGUCGGGCAGCUCAGGUCUAUAUAGGGACACUUAAGCUUCAUGCUAUAUAAAUGGUAAUGUGUGACAAAAACUAUUAACUCUAGUUAAUAUUAUUUCUCUCACGGUUUCUGUUCAUUUCUUUUUUUAUACAAAAGUUGGGAAGUGUGCUUCCUUGUGGCAUUGGGAUGUGUGAAGAUAAGUGUGAUGCUGGUGCAGAAAUGUACCAGAAGCCAGGUUCACUUCUGACUGCUCAGACACCCCACGCGUGCCUACUUACAUGUCACAAAUCCCACUGAAGUUAAUAGAACUUCAUAAAGUGAAGCCUGUUUGUAACCCUUCUGGGAUACUGCUUUGGGAAUCUGCAAGAUAAGAUACAGUCUCCAAAGGCAAUAGUAAAACUUGUGCUUUCGGGUUUACAGCAUGCUAUGAACAGGGAGGACAGCUUGUGAGACACUUCCAGGGUAACUUCAUUCAUUGAUAUUACACCAGGCUGACAUCAAAAUCUGCCUCAGUGCCUUAAUUUCUCAGUAUGAUUUUAUAACAAAAUCAAGAAGUGAAAAGGACAUCUGACGCUAUUUGGCUUCUGUUGUGUUCUUUUCGUUAUGCCACGUGCUCUGGAGAUGGCUGGGGUUUGAUUAUCCAAGGGAAUCAUGCAAAGCAGUUUCAGAUGUUUUCCUUCCUUCACCUUAGGACACGUAACUGCUGGUGGAAGGCAGCGCGGUCCCGCUGAGCUCCGUCACUUUACCUACACAGGCAGUAGGAUUUUAUUGUGCAAGGUGGAAAGUUACCUAUGGUGCAAAGUGUACUACCUAGACUACCAUGGAUACCUAUUCACAGGACAUGAUUUCACUGUAUCACUUCAUACUUGAAAUUCACGAUGUUCUUUUAAUCAGGGUACAAACACGAAAAGGUGCGUGUGUUACUGUUUCUUUUAAAGGUGCAUCAUUAUUUUUAUUCUGUGUGCUUAGUGAUUACGAUUCAGUGUUCUUUACCUUCUUUUUGUUCAGCAUUAAGAUCAGCUCUGUGCGAAACGCGGUAUCGCCCACAGAGGUACAGGAAGGUGUAACGUACAUACGCUGGCUUGCCUUGUGCUUGCAAAUAUACACCAAGGGGUUACAUAACGCAAACUGUGGUAAAUAAAAAUAUUGCACCAUUGCUGUACGUGAGCUCUCGCAGCCUCUCUCUUCUUGCACAGCUGCUGAUUACCAUAAACGCAUUGGGAAAAAAAAAACUAUGUUUCUGCUGUACAGAAUGGCUGGGAAACAAUGCCGACACUUUGGACGCUCUCGAGCUCUCUUUGCAAGCUUUCAGACAAAGCCCUUUGAUCUCACUGCAUGCCUGCUCUGUGUCCCAGAUCUCACCCUGGGAGGCUUUCUGCUUUAGGAACACCCUCCGCUGGGGCUGCUUUACAUUGACUGCAUUGAAGUUCAUCGGAGCGUACUCUUCCAAGCAUGCACCUUACCACAUAACAUAUUCUCUAGCUUUUACGAGUCUGUAAAGAUGGUGGACUGCAAAAAUACUCACAUGUCAAUACGGCAAAGUUAAAUUAAGGCACACAGAAGGUCGUCAAUGUAUUAUAUCAGAAUUACAGUCCUUUGGAACUGAACGUUUUGCUGCUGGCAGUGCAAGAAAAGCAAAGUUGUGUAUUUAUUGUGGGUGCUGAGGGUUCAGUAUGAAAAUCGAUAUAAUAAAAAUGUUCAUGGCAUCAA